Bombyx mori (domestic silkworm) is the source of this 3223-nucleotide messenger RNA. RefSeq names its product ice-structuring glycoprotein. NCBI's taxonomy places the organism in Eukaryota, Metazoa, Arthropoda, Insecta, Lepidoptera, Bombycidae. The transcript is spliced from 8 exons. The record is from RefSeq and is a predicted model, not a curated record. Bases 2615 to 3079 code for a protein of 154 amino acids.
AAGAUACUUCGUUGUACUAUGCGUGCUGGUGAUAUUUUUCGCUUUUUUUGUGGUUUCGUACAUGUACAGUGUGUUUAAAGUGUCCUUGCUGGUUCACGUUGUGGGAUCGUUAUAUUUUAGCUGGCUGUUUUGCAUUUAUGACGACUACAGUUUUUUCAUGACAUUGUAUACGUUUCUUUCGUUGAGAAUUCGGUACCUUAAUGUGGCUUUAAUGAAAUACUCCAACAUGAAUCUCGAUUAUGUACCGGAUUUAUUAUUUUUCAAUGGAUUAUUCUGGAAAAGAAGGUUCGACAAAUUAGUCACUUUUCACAAAAGAGCAGGCAAACUCGAGUUCGCUAAAGCUUUCAGAAUAAUUUUUCAUCAAUUCGAUUGCAUUAAUCAAGGCUAUAGAUUUGCCUUAAUGUUAGGAGUUUGGACGAUCGUAGUUGGCACAUUUGUGUCCGUUCAAUCUUUCAUAAUAUACAUAAAGAAUUCGGACACAGACGUUGUGCGAUCAAACGUCGUCACAGGAUGGGCAGUAGGGAAUUGGGUUUAUAUGUUGACCGUGAGUUUACAGACGGAUGUUUUUCGACAACAAAUUGAACAAACACACCUUAUAUGUGCUUACGUACUACUCAAACCUACCAGUCCGCCUGAAACCUUCGAAUUGAUCAAAACUGUGCGUCGUACAUUAGAACUCCGAGAUGGCCGAAGUUCGAUGUAUAGUUUUCGAUUCGACCCCGGCUUGGUGUUCAGCAUAGCGGCUUCAACUUUUGUCUACAUUACAGUACAACUGCAAAUGGCAUUUCCGAAGCUGGAAGAUAUCCGCACAGUGAAUGUGAAGCCUACAUCUAUUUGGACGAACGUAACGGUUCUACCAUAAAAUUGUAUGAAAAUUUUUGAAAAUCAGUUUUCCGUAUUUUAAUCCGCACAAUAAAUUAAUUUACUUACGACAACGACUAUUGAUAGGACUUUAUUUAUUUAUUUCAGUUUCAUUUAUUUAUUUUCAGUGCUAUUUGCUUGUGGUAUAAUAAACGGUCGCUUUCAAUUAUAUUGUUAUUACUGGAUCGGUCAACGUGUACGUUAAUUUAGAGCUAAAUGCGUUCUAUCAGAUAGAAUUUAUCCAUCACAUAGAUUGUUGUUGCUUGACCAAAUUUUAAACCGAACGAUUGAGCUAUUGCAUGCUUUCUGCUGUUACCCUGAUGACGUGAUGGUUGCAAAAUGAGCGGCGUUAUUCAUUUUGUAUUAUGAGCUCUGGUUAUAUACUCCGAAAAAUAAAAUAAAUGCGCGACUUUUAAUGGCACUUGCCAAGGCACUAUAGUACAUUUUUUUUAAAAGAGGGCCGUUCAAAGUCGACACAUUUUGAAAAUUUUAUAUUCAUAGUUUAACAAAUAGUCUUAAUUCUAGAAAACUUGGGGCAGUUGUUUUUGACUUGAUUAUUUUUGACUGUGGUUCUAGAGAUCUUAUUUUCGGUUACGGUUCCAAAGUUUAAAUGAACAAAAAUAAUAAAAAAUAACCACAAUAACCGAAAAAUUGUUACAGUUUGACCAAAUUUCUAGGUUUUUCUUAUGCCCAUAAGUUCCAAACUGCAUGGAUUAGAUUUUUUUCUGAUUGUUUCAUGAUGGUUACAAUCAAUCCUGUCACCCCCUUUCGGCUUGACGUUGAGUUCUAAGACACCCUGUAUAUAUACAUAGAUGAUUCAUUUUAUAGUCUAGAGUUAAUUCUAAAUACACUCUUUUAAUCUUUUUGCAUCACUAGUAAAUAGUGAGAUUAACAAAUAACCUAUAAUACAUUCAUAGAUGUCUAUGGGUUAGUUCGACGAGGACCGUGACCUAAAUCAAUUUAGGUUAGAGCUUCAGAUACCUAAACUCCAUUGAAUUUACGUAUUACGAGUACUAUGUUAUUAACAUAUUACAUAUUGUAUUUGUAUUUGUAUAUUAAGUUACCAAAUGAACAUUGUUAAUAUACAGAGGUACUUUUGUUUUUUCAUAUCGAAUUUUAAGGGUCAGAACCGACUUCCUCGAUCAUAUAUCGUAUAAACAGAAUCUUAGAUGUUUGUUUGUGCGUAACGGAAUUUCCGAACGUAUUUUUUGUCCCUACCUAUUCGCUGGUAGCCUUAUAGGCUAUCCCAUCGCUUCUCGGCCUUUUGGCUUUUGGUACAGAAUCUUAGAACUAAACGAUGAGCCAUCAUUACAUGUUUAGGUAGGUACAAGUUAAAACAACGUUUUAAAUGACCAUUGAUGUACCCGAUAAUUUUUUCCAAGGAUACUUAACCUUCUAUUAAAACGAAUUUCAUAAAGUUUAAUAACAUUAAUCUAUAUAAAGGUGAUUUUAACCAAUGCCAUGAAUGACGUCAUUAAAAUCGAAUACAAGAAUCCAUUUGACAAAGAUCACUUAUUUUCCGCUUUUCGAAAGCAAUUAGUCAGUCAAUCAGUCAGUCGACGUCAAAAAUAUUUUAGUUCGUUGUUCAACGUUUAUUGUUAAAAUUUUGCGUUGCCGUUGUACAAAUUAGUUUAUUCAAAUGAACCUCGCAACUGUGACGUUUUAAAAUUCUACUAUAUAAAUUGUCUGAGUUUGGCAACUCGGAAUAAGUAGUCAGUUGUACAUUCGAUCGUUAGCCUGUAACAUAAAAAUAAUGACGAAAUUAUUGUGCCUUGUUUCGUUCGUUGUACUAUUAGUACAGACGAUUUCCUGUAUUCCAGCUGAUCCUGCAAGUGCACUCAUGGGUGCGGCCUCAGAAAUAAUGAAACCUGCAUCCGCAUUAAAGGGUGCAUUAGACACUGCCAUCGGUUCUACUGCCACACCUUCCACGCCAGCCGCUGCAACUCCGGCAGCCCCAACCUCACCUGCAGCUGCAACCUCACCUACAGCGGCAACCUCACCUGCAGCGGCAACCUCACCCACAGCUGCAACCUCUCCUGCAGCCGGAACCUCCCCAGCAGACGGAACCUCCCCUGCAGCCGGAACCUCCCCUGCAGCCGGAACCUCCCCUGCAGCCGGAACCUCUCCUGCAGACUCACCAAUAUUGAACCCUAUUGGCGCCAUCGCAGAUUUUGCGAAGAAAGUUGGAACGACCUUCUUCGGUUUUUUGGGGCGCUAAGUCGUAAAAACACAACAUUGUAAUGAGACUUACAAACACUUUAAAAAUAACAUUGAGUUUACUUAUAAAUUAUUGUGGCAAUUACUAAAUACAAUACCUAUUUAAAAAUUGCCUUCGGUGCAUAAAUUAAAGUAGUACUAAAAA